Paramecium pentaurelia is the source of this 855-nucleotide messenger RNA. The record is from the annotation of a GenBank genome assembly. NCBI's taxonomy places the organism in Eukaryota, Ciliophora, Oligohymenophorea, Peniculida, Parameciidae.
AUGACAUUUCUAUAAGCACUUAGUACUUUAAUAGGAUGGACUUAUUUUGCAGUAUGGAGUAUAAGUUUUUAUCCAUAAAUAUAUGAAAAUUGGAGAUUGAAAAAGUAUUUAGAUAAGUUAAUUAUUAGUGUUAAUGGAUUAAGUGUUGAUUAUGUUGGAUUAAACAUUACAGGAUACAUUUGUUUAUGCAUUUAUAGUACAGCAGGUUAUUUAGAUAAAUCAUUGGAUGUUGGGACAAUACAUCUUGAAGACUUGGCAUUUGCAUAUCAUGGAUUAUUUUGUACAUUAAUCAUAAUUGGUCAAAUGAUAUUUUAUCCUGUAUUAAAUCCUUAGAUUACAGUUAGGAGACAAUAAAUUGUCAAAAUUCAUUAUAGCGAUCUUAGUUAUUCUUUGGACAUUGACACCUAUCUAUUUCUUAUUGACAUAAGUAGAAUAUUAUUAAAAUAAUUAGACAUUUGAUGUUAUUGAUGUAUCUGUUAAUUACAAUGCAUAUAGAAUAAUUGGAUAUGAUAAAUUAUUAAUAAGCUUUAUUAAGUAUAUCCCUUAAGUAUAUUGGAAUUACAAAAGAAAGAAAACAAUAGGUUGGAAUAUUUGGGUGAGUCUUUUAGAUAUAACAGGUGGAAUUUUGUCAGUUAUAUAAACUAUAAUGGAUUAAUUCAUUUAUGAUGGUAAAUUAUUAUAUAUAUUAAAAUAGAUAAUAAUGAGAUUAACCCAGUUAAAUUUGCAUUAGGAUUGUUGACAAUUGGUUUUGAUUCAAUUUUGAUUUUUUAACAUUAUUUUCUUUAUCCACCUAAAAAAGACACUUAGGUUAUGGAUUAUGUUACAAUGAAAGAUAAUGGAUUAGAUGAUAUAUGA